Molecule: messenger RNA, 2825 nt
Organism: Ctenopharyngodon idella (grass carp)
Lineage: Eukaryota; Metazoa; Chordata; Actinopteri; Cypriniformes; Xenocyprididae
Gene: kctd16a
Product: potassium channel tetramerization domain containing 16a
Exons: 2
Coding region: 671-1909 (412 amino acids)
Biological process (GO): regulation of G protein-coupled receptor signaling pathway; protein homooligomerization
Cellular component (GO): presynaptic membrane; postsynaptic membrane
Molecular function (GO): protein binding
Source: RefSeq, a predicted model, not a curated record
AAUUGUGGAGAAGCAGGGUGCAAUGCUUGUAUCUUUCCAGCUGUCAUUUUCCUUUAAGAUGAUGUAAGGCUCAUCUCCCUAAGAAUGGUCUCCCUCCCCCGUCCAAAGCCUCUCUCAGCACGCUGCAUUCAUUCGCACUACGCUGCUGAUGCUCUGGAGAGUAAGGAUGCUCAAACUUCCCAACGCACCAUCCUUUUCAACUCGAGAAAUGCUGGGUGGGUGCCAGAUACAUGUAGACUAACUGUUCUGAACGGACAGGAUUUCAUGACAGAGAAAGAAGUUGAAGCUGUCUUGGCUGGUGCAGUUUUUCAUUUUUUAUAAGCAGAACUUAUUUUUGGAUUUUCAGCUGGAGGUUACAUGAGCUGCACAAUUGGUUCCCAUGGGUGAGAGCUCUUCUAUUUCUACGUUAUUAUAAAUAACAGGAGAUAUGUGUUCAGAUAUAUCAUCUGGCAAUAGACGCCCAGUUGCAUUUGUAGAAGAAGCCUCAUUUUGAUACAUUUAUACUUUUAUAAACACACUCUGCAGGUCUCAGAGAUGUUAACAUAAUGGACUGUGAAGGUCUGUUAAAGAGUGUGCAGGUUAUGUUCCUCUUGACUUUUUGCUCAGGCAAACACAAAUCAAAAACUUUUGCGUCUUCGCUUUUUCAUUUUUUGAAGUGUGCAACGCCAAAAUGGCACUGACUGAAAAUUGCAGGACUUAUCAAACGCCCAAGGACAGUGGAUGUGCUCAGAGUUGCUCUUCAGAUGUGGUGGAGCUCAAUGUAGGUGGACAGGUGUACUACACACGCCAUGCCACCCUCACCAGCGUGCCAAACUCACUGCUGGGUAAAUUAUUCUCCACUAAAAAGGACAUUUCCAAUGCCCUCGCGCAGGACAUCAAGGGACGCUACUUCAUUGACAGGGACGGAUUUCUGUUUCGAUAUGUGUUGGACUAUCUCCGCGAUAAGAACGUAGUCCUGCCGGAUUAUUUCCCGGAGAAAGGGAGGCUGAAACGGGAGGCUGAGUUCUUCCAGCUGCCCGAGCUCGUCAAAAUCCUCACACCAGAUGAUUAUACUCACAGUGAUUUUGACGAAGCGUCCCAGGGAAGCGAUCAGAGGUUGUUUCCCGCGUCUUACCUGGACGCGCGCGAUCGGCGCUACGGCUUCCUCACGGUGGGAUACAAGAGCUCGUGCGCGUUCGGAAGGGACGCUGAUCCAAAACCUCGAGGAAUACCCAAAAUCUUUAUUUGCGGAAGGGUCGGUCUGGCUAAAGAAGUUUUCGGGGACACGCUGAACGACAGCCGGGAUCCUGACCGGCCACCUGAGCGAUACACUUCCCAGUUUUACCUCAAGUUUCGCCACCUGGAGCGAGCGUUUGAUAUGCUCGCGGAGAGCGGAUUCCACAUCGUCGCGUGCAAUUCAUCACUCACCACAUCUCCUCACAACAGACAUACAGACGACAGAAACUGGUCCAAUAACACGGAGUAUGUCUUCUACCGUGGCCCAUCCGGAUGGUCUUCUUCUCACUGCGACUGCUGCUGCAAGAGUCACAAGAGCGAGCGCGAGGGUGAGAGCGGCACUUCCUUCAACGAGCUCUCCACUUCCUGUUCUGAGUCCCAAUCAGAAGCUAGCUCUCCCCAGGAAACGGUCAUCGUGCGUCCGGUCACCCGCCAGACCAACAUCCAGACUUUGGACCGGCCGGUGAAAAAGGGUCCGACCCCAAUUCCCAGGAGAACUGAUCUGCUUCGUGUGCGGACCACGGGGCCACGUGACGUCAUGGCAGGGAAGAGGAAACCGGCCAAGGAGAAGCUGACCCCAGAGCAGGAGCUGGAGAAAUGCAUCCAGGACUUCCGACGGAUUAAAAUUCCAGCACGCUUUCCGGAGAGGAAGUACAUGUGGCAGUCGGAGCUCUUGAAAAAAUAUCAGCUCUGAAAUGAUUUCCUGCAGGCUCACUGAGCCUAUUAGUGCAACACAACAACGCGCAUAAGAUGACAUCAUAACUCUUCUUUGCUUGGGCUUAAUUGGCUCGUCUGUGUAAUCAUGCAGCAAGAUGCACAAUUAACAAUUCAGUGAACCUCAAGUGACUCCUAAAGGGACCAGUCCUGUUUUGCUAGCAAGCACAAUGACAUUAAACUCUAAACCGAUUUCACAGCGUCUAGACACACCUCUCAAAUAAAAAAACAGAUUGUACUGUAUAUAUACAAAAUAACCAAGUGUAUUACCUGUUAAUGCUCAAAGUCAGCGCACGGACAGCACUUUUUUGUACAGCGUUUCACCUGUAAAUGCAAUGCACAUCAGAGAACUAUGUGAAUGCUGUUUGCAUCAUUCAAUGCUGUGUUCAGCUUAUGGAUAGUAUCAACACAAAUCGACCCUUUAUUUAAAGAGUGCGGUCAUGUUUACCAUUGCUUGACAAAAUUUUGCAAGCACAAGCCAGUCAUUCCAAUGCAAAAAAGGUGGUCAAAUGAAUUUUAUGCGCUGGUUUGAAAGUGACUUCUGUGUGAGCCGUGUUGAAACUGGACCUUUUUUUCACACGAAAUUUCGUGAUCGCACCUUAAGACAGCACAAGUGAGUAUGUUCUUGCGGUAGAUGCAUGUUAUUUCACUCAUAUAGAGUAAUGGCUCAUAUCAAUGCAUUUAAUUUGUGAUGUGAUCUACAUUAUUCACCAAACACCAUUCACCCAAACCCAGCUGAAACACAUCAGGACGAUCGGACUGAAAUAUUAGGCUGUUUCUGUUCGUCAUUGUGAACAUUUGUGCUGAGACUUUUGAUUUUGCUUGUGGGUAUAUGAGGUAUUUUUCUUGUUCUGAAUGUGCAAUGAAUCAUUAAAUGAACUGGGUUUAAAGUACAA